This is a messenger RNA of Anopheles cruzii, 1861 nucleotides long. Its product is annotated as protein brown. Gene Ontology annotation, cellular component: plasma membrane. The record is from RefSeq and is a predicted model, not a curated record. Bases 1 to 1857 code for a protein of 618 amino acids. The transcript is spliced from 7 exons. Lineage: Eukaryota; Metazoa; Arthropoda; Insecta; Diptera; Culicidae. Gene Ontology annotation, molecular function: ATP binding; ATP hydrolysis activity; ABC-type transporter activity.
AUGAGCUCAAAAGCGAGCGAUCUCGGAAGCGGAGUGCUGCUCGAGUGGAAAAACCUGACCGUCAGUGUACGAUCAAGCGAGAAGCGCUACUACGGAAGGCCCGGCCACCAGCAGCGGAGGGAAAUUGCAAUUCUCAAAAAUGCCAGCGGUGCAGUGCGGUCCGACAAUCUGGUGGCCAUUAUGGGGCCAAGUGGAGCUGGCAAGACCACGCUACUGGCGGCCAUUUCGAUGCGUAUCGGUGGCCCGACGACGGUACACGGCAAGGUGCUCAUCAACGGACUCAACGUGACGCGGACACAGAUGAAACAGCUGACCGGGUUCGUGCCACAGUACGACAUCGCCCUCCGGUCGCUAACCGUUGGCGAGCAUCUCAGUUUUGUGUCGAAGCUGAAGAACGUUGGCUACGCGGCGGUACUGCGCAUUGUCAACGAGCUCGGUGUGCAGGGCUGUUGGAACACCCGGAUACAGUGUCUGUCCGGCGGCGAACGGAAGAAGGUGAACCUAGCCGGUGAGCUGCUCACCGAGCCGGACAUUCUGUUCUGCGACGAACCCACGACCGGUCUGGAUAGCUUCAGUGCGACCGCCGUCAUCGGGACACUGCACGCCCUGUGCACCGGUGGAGGACGGCGGGCCGUGGUCUGUACCAUCCACGAUCCCCAGUCUCAGGUGUUUCAGUACUUCAGCGACGUGGUGCUGAUGGAAAAAACCGGCACCAUCCUUUACCAGGGCCGAACGGCCGACAUGAGGACGUUCUUCAACUCCAUUGGACAAAGCAUCCCGGACAGUGGCAACCCGGCCGAUCUGUACUUUCAACUGGUGAGCCCCGGACGGGCAGUUCCGGCUCGACCCACCGACGUCGAGGAGGCGACCCGACGGCAAGAAAUCAUCCGUAAGGCGCACCGCGAAAAUGUGGCCCGCAAGUGCCUGAUGACGCGCUACCACCAGGCAAAGCUCAUACAGAGGCUCACGAACGAUCGGCAUCGGAUUUGCUGGGCCCGUCAGCUCCCGCUGCUGCUCCACCGUACGGCCCUCCACGGGCUCCGGAACGUGUGGGAAUAUCUAACCGUCACGGGCAUCUUUAUGUUUACCAGCGCCGUGAUAGCGGCCCUGUACUUCGAGGUGCGGCCCAUCAGCCAGACCGCCAUCCAGGAUAUCCGAGGGGCCCUCUUCCUGAUGAUCAGUGAACUGGUGUUCACCAUAAGUUACAGUGUUUUUUACACGUUCCCGUCCGAAAUUCCGCUGCUGCGGCGCGAAGUCGGCGAAAAAACCUACAACCUUUCGGCGUACUACGUCCACAAAGUGCUGUUCAGCGUACCGAGGGCUUUCUUCGAGACGUUUCUCUUCGUUGGUGUGAUCUGCGCGUUCGUCGGGUUCACCACCAACUUCGGCACGUACUGCUACAUGGCGGCGGUGUCCGGUGCCGCCAGUGUCCUGGCCAUGGCUUACGGCUAUCUCUUGUCGUGCACUACCGGAUCGAUGAGCAUGGCGAUCGAGGCGAGCAACAUCAUUUUCCUAGCGUUCAUGCUACUCGGCGGCCUGUACUUGAAUCUGCGCGCCUUCCCGCUGCUAAAGUACCUGUCGUUCUUCUUCUUCGCCAGCGAGGGCGUCUCGGUGUACUACUGGCUCUCGGUGGAUCACAUUCCGUGCAUUGCGGUACGGCCCAAUGGCACCACCGGCACCGUCCCGCCCGGGGCCUGUCUGUCGACGGGGACUGCCGUACUCGAGGAUGCCGGCUACGCCACAUCCUACGAUGCGCUCCGCCUAAACUAUGCCAUUUUGGCCACCGAAAUACUUGUAGUGCAUCUCGCGUCGUACACGCUGCUAAGGAACAUCAUUCGCAAAGCGGGAUUCUACUGACUGA